AAAACCAAAACCGAACAAUUAAUGGACCAACCAAAAACCCCCAAUUUUUUCUUACAAAUACAAGUGAAUAAUAAAUAAAUCCACUAAAAACUGAAAUCAUAACGAAAUUCCCCAAACGGAACGAAGAUCAGAAAACGCCGACAUGAAUUUGCUGGGCGGAUUGCCGCUGUUGUACCAGCAGUUCAAAGCGCUGUUCAAGAAAAACCUCCUCCUCGCGUGGCGGGGCAGGAGAGCCACAUUUCUGCAACUCUUCUCGUCCCUCUUUUUCAUCUUCCUCAUCUUCAUAAUCGAGGAGGCGAGGAAGGCUCAGAUGAAUUCCACCACGGCGUACAAAGUCUUGCGCGAUCCGAAACCGCUGGUGGCGCCACCGAUUCCUCCUUGCGAGGAUAAGUUCUACAUAAACCUCCCCUGCUUCGACUUCAUCUGGAGCGGGAAUGAUAGCCAGAGGAUUGGGAGCAUAGUUAGUGCGAUGAUGAAGAAUAAUCCCGGAAGGCCGAUUCCGGAUAGCAAGGUUAAAUCAUUUAGGACAACGAAUGAAGUAGAUGAAUGGCUUUUCAAUAAUCUCUUGCGAGCCCCUGGAGCUGUGCAUUUUUUUGUGAGAAGCGCUUCGAUAAUUAGCUAUGGAUUACAGACUAAUUCUACUCCAGUUGCAAAGCGAGGCGAAUAUGAAGAUCCAACGUUCAAAUUUCAGAUUCCCCUUCAGAUUGCAGUUGAACGUGAAAUUGCUAGGUCAUUGAUAGGAGAACCAAAGUUUAGCUGGUCUGUUGGAUUUAAGGAAUUUGCACAUCCUGGUGUGGAAAAUCUGUCCAUGUUUGCUGUACUGGCACCAACCUUCUUCCUUGCAAUUGCUGAGUUUAAUUUUGUGUUUCAAAUUGGUAUAUUGGUACUGGAGAAAGAGCUCAAACUUCGCCAGGCAAUGACCAUGAUGGGUCUUUUUGAUUCUGCAUACUGGCUUUCUUGGCUCGCGUGGGAGGGCAUUAUCACACUUAUCUCGUCACUCCUUAUUGUUCUUUUUGGAAUGAUGUUCCAAUUCGAUUUUUUCUUGCACAAUGAUUUUGCAAUUCUGUUCUUUUUCUUCUUCCUUUUCCAACUCAAUAUGGUUGGCUUUGCCUUUAUGUUUUCACCCUUUAUUGGCAAGUCAUCUUCAGCCACUACAGUUGGUUUCUCCGUGUUUAUAGUUGGCUUUUUUACUCAGAUUGCAACUAUAAGUGGAUUUCCAUAUGGUAAAAGCAUCAGUCAUGCUGUGCGAAUCAUCUGGUCAUUUUUUCCUCCUAAUCUUCUUGCUCAAUCUAUAAGUAUUCUCUCUGGUGCUACCGCCACUCCUCAAGAUGUUGGAGUUAGCUGGAGUAGACGAUCUGAAUGUGCACCAAAUGAUGAUGAAUGUGUGAUAACAAUUGAUGAUGUUUACAAAUGGUUAACGGCUACCUUUUUCCUCUGGGUUGUUUUGGCAAUGUACUUUGAUAAUAUCAUUCCAAAUGCAUCUGGUGUGAGAAAGUCAAUACUGUACUUUUUGAAGCCAAGUUAUUGGACAGGGAAAGGUGGAAAGGUAGAAGAGGGUGGCCUGUGCAGUUGCAUAACUUCAAUUCCACCAGUAGAGAAUGUUACUCCGAAUGAUGAAGAUGUCCUUGAAGAGGAAAACAUUGUUAAACAUCAAACAAGGGAAGGUGCAGUUGAUCCAAAUGUUGCAGUUCAAAUACGUGGUCUUGCCAAGACAUAUCCUGGGUCCAGGAAGAUUGGUUGCUGCUGUAAAUGCAAGAAGACUUCUCCAUACCAUGCUAUUAAGGGCUUAUGGGUGAACUUUGCAAAGAAUCAAUUAUUCUGUCUUCUUGGUCCAAAUGGCGCUGGAAAAACCACAGCAAUAAAUUGCUUGACUGGCAUUGUACCAGUGACUGCUGGAGAUGCACUCAUUUAUGGUUAUUCCAUUCGAAGCCCUGUUGGCAUGUCAAACAUUCGAAGACUUAUAGGUGUUUGUCCCCAGUUUGAUAUCCUUUGGGAUGCACUCUCUGGUCAAGAGCAUCUCCAGCUCUUUUCUAGUAUUAAAGGUCUACCCCCAGCUUCUAUCAAGUCGGUUGUCCAGAAGUCAUUGGCAGAGGUGAAACUCACUGAGGCCACCAAGGUGAGAGCUGGGAGUUAUAGUGGUGGAAUGAAACGCCGCCUCAGUGUGGCAGUAGCCCUUAUUGGUGAUCCAAAGUUAGUCAUCUUGGAUGAACCGACUACUGGUAUGGAUCCAAUAACAAGAAGGCAUGUCUGGGACAUAAUAGAGAAUGCCAAGAAAGGUCGUGCCAUUGUCUUAACGACACACUCCAUGGAAGAAGCUGAUAUUCUCAGUGAUCGAAUAGGAAUCAUGGCAAAGGGUAGACUCCGAUGCAUUGGAACCUCAAUUAGGUUAAAGUCACGAUUUGGGACAGGUUUUGUUACUAAUAUUAGUUUCAUGGGAAACAAUAAUGGACUCAGCCCUUCCAAUGGAGAUGAAGUCACCACAACUCACUACCAUGAGUCUGUGAAGCAGUUCUUUAAAUCUCAUUUGGAUGUAAAACCAAAGGAGGAGAACAAAGCAUUCCUGACUUUUGUCAUUCCUCAUGACAGAGAAAAGUUAUUGAUGAAAUUUUUCAGUGAGUUGCAAGAUAGAGAAAGAGAAUUUGGCAUAGCUGAUAUUCAACUAGGUCUUGCUACACUUGAAGAAGUUUUCUUAAACAUUGCCAGGCAGGCAGAGCUGGAAAAUGCUGCAGCUGACCAAAGAUUGGUCACCUUGACCUUAGCAUCUGGUGACUCACUUGAGAUACCAGUGGGCGCAAGGUUUGUGGGGAUCCCUGGAACAGAGUCAGAAGAGAAUCCUAGGGGUGUAAUGGUUGAGGUGUAUUGGCAGCAAGACGAUACCGGUUCACUUUGUAUUUCUGGUCAUUCUUCAGAAGUCCCAAUACCCCUUAACGUGCAAAUAAUGGACACUCUUGCUUCUACGGACACAAAUUCCUUAGGCCGAAGAGGACCAGUUUAUGGAAUUGUGAUCAACCCUAAUCCUUAUUAAUGUUUUUCUGACACAAAUUUAUGAAAGAAUGUGCUUUUUCUCAGCCCUACACAUGGUACCCUUAGCUUUAGAGUCACAAACUUGGUGUCAGGUUUUAAUAUAUUGUAAAAAAAUAUAUUAUUCUUUUAAAA
Rubroshorea leprosula is the source of this 3156-nucleotide messenger RNA. The record is from the annotation of a GenBank genome assembly. Lineage: Eukaryota; Viridiplantae; Streptophyta; Magnoliopsida; Malvales; Dipterocarpaceae.